This is a messenger RNA of Hippocampus comes (tiger tail seahorse), 1768 nucleotides long. RefSeq names its product adaptor related protein complex 4 subunit mu 1 (gene ap4m1). Bases 264 to 1580 code for a protein of 438 amino acids. Gene Ontology annotation, cellular component: clathrin adaptor complex. Gene Ontology annotation, biological process: vesicle-mediated transport; intracellular protein transport. The record is from RefSeq and is a predicted model, not a curated record. Lineage: Eukaryota; Metazoa; Chordata; Actinopteri; Syngnathiformes; Syngnathidae. The transcript is spliced from 16 exons.
UUUGUCAACAACAAGCUCGAAGCUACUGUACGUUGAACAUUCAAAAUCCACUACAUCGGACGCAACGCUUUUGAAAUUGCUUACUUGCGUUCGCAUUUGGAUGUGUUUUUUUAUCGGAUAUUGCUCGAGUUAUGAAUUAAUGUUUAUAAUGUGAAAAUAAUAAAAUAUUGACGUCUCGUUCAAAACACGAAGUGAGAUCCAAUGGCUUGACAUAAUUUCAUUGACAGAUUUCAUUUUUUUGACAAGCCUGAAGACGCCCCAGGAUGAUUGCGCAGGUCUUCAUCUUGUCCUCGAAAGGCGACCGCCUCGUCUACAAAGACUUCCGGGGAGACAUCGGGAGUGACGCUGUUGGCCUUUUUUAUGACAAAGUGACGGCGCUGACUGGAGACCAGCCUCCUGUUGUCAUGACGCACAGAAACGUCCACUUUGUGCACGUGUGGCAGGGAGGACUGUACCUGGUCGCCACCACCAUCGCGGCAGACUCGUCCCCCUUUGCCAUCAUCGACUUCCUCAACAGGUUGGCUGCGCUCAUCAAAGAUUACUGCGGUGCUCUGUCGGAGAAGACGGUGCAGAUGAACUUUGCGCUCAUCUAUGAACUUCUGGAUGAGAUGCUGGAUUACGGCUAUGUGCAGUCCACGUCAUGUGACGUCCUGAAGAACUUCAUCCAGACGGAGGCGCUGUCAUCGCGACCCUUCAGCCUGUUGGACCUCGCCAACGUGGGGCUGUUUGGAGCCGACACGCAACAGAGCAAAGUGGCGCCCAGUUCUGCCGCCACCAGGCCUCUGCAGGGAGGGAAAAGUGAGAUCUUUGUGGACGUCAUUGAGAGGAUGUCCGUUGUCAUGAGCACCAGCGGCGUGCUGAUGAAGGCGGAGGUGGAGGGUGAGGUCAAGGUCAAGUGCUUCCUGCCCAGCUGCUCGGAGAUUCGCAUCGGCCUCAACGAGGACUUGAGCGUCGGCGGCUCACAUCUCGCAGGUUACGGCGCGGCAGUCCGCGUGGACGAGUGCAGCUUCCACCCAGCCGUCCGACUGGAUGACUUUGAGGCUCACCGCAUCCUGCGAAUCAGCCCCGGCCAGGGCGAGCAAAGCGUCAUGCAGUACCGACUGGCUGACCGACUGCCCUUGGCCCCGCCCUUCCGACUCUUUCCCGCCAUCGAGAAGGACGCCGCCGGAAGGCUGCUGAUGUUCUUCAAGCUACGCUGCGACCUGCCGCCAAAAAGCUCGGCGGUCAACGUGAGCGCCAGCAUCCGCGUUCCCAACGGUUGCAUCAGUUUGUCGCAGGAACUCAGCAGUCCCGAUCAGAGUGCCGAGCUGCAGCCGCAAAACCGAGCCGUCGUCUGGAAAGUUCCGCGCUUCCCCGGGGGAACGCAGCUCUCCGCCGUCUUCAAGCUGGACAUUCCCGCCCUAAGCUCCGCCUCCAUGAUGGAGGUGGGUCCCGUGUGUUUGACCUUCGAGCUGCCCAAGGUCACGGCCAGCGGCCUCCACGUGCGUUUCCUGCGCCUGGUGCCCACGCAACAUCGCGGCCCCACCCAGCGCUGGGUGCGCUACGUCACGCACUCGGACUCGUACGCUAUCCGCAUCUGAGGUGGCGGCAGCGCUCCCGCAGGCGGCGGACGGAACUGAUUUCUUUUGCGUUGCAAACACGACGACAUCAUGAUGUGGUGAUGAGAUGAUGUCACCACAAUAAAGAAUGAUUUUUAAUUUCAAUUCAUUAUACUGUAUUGCGUAGGACUUUUGUGUUUACUUUUUAACAUAAAGAAAUAUUAGCACUA